AUGUUCCAGGCCACCUACGGACCCCGACCCAUCCUGCCCACCAUCUGGUCCUACCCAAUCUUCCAGCUGCCCCCACCCGCCAGGUGCACCCCUCACGGCAUUGACGACAUCCUCGGAAUUAAAAACUCAAACUGCAAAUCUCCCAUCAGCGAUGAAAACGAUUGUGAUGCGAGCGAUAGAGAGGAGGAAAGUUACAAAAUCGACUGCCAGCAAGCAGACAUUUUGAAAAGAAAGAAAGUGAUUGAAAGUUUGACGAACAAGGUCUGCAGUUCAAUCGAAAAAAGACUUGAUGAUGAGGACGAUGCAGAUGAUGAUUACCCAUUCAAAAGUUCACACGCCAUCCUAAAUAACAAAACGAUAAAACUUCCAUUCAAAUUUAACAACUGUGAUAGCAUCGUAAGUUGCAGAGUUAGUGGCACAAACAAAAACACCAACAACGACGCCGCCGACGACGAAGCUCCGUUGAACAACUACGCAGCAGACUCCAGCAGUCAACAAGUCUGCCCAUCACCCGACGAAAGUUUUCAAAAGUUUGACGAUGACAACAGCAACAACACCAGUAACCACAACAACAUCAGCAGCAACAACAACAACGCCAGCAACAACAGCGAUUAUAAAGAAAGUUACAACGACACAGAUGGAAACGGCGACGAUGACGAUGACGAUGCCAAUCAUGAACCUUACAUGAGUCGAGAGGAGAGGAUGAAACACUGGAAGGAAGGGGCUCCUCGACAUCGCGCCGACCUCGCGAGGGACAUGAGACUGAGGAGGAGGAGGUCGUUGAGGGGGCAGGCUGGUGGAGAAGCAGGGAGGAGCCUCAAGGACAGUUUUGAAGGUUGUUGCAGACUGUACGAAAUAUAUUCAAACCAGUCAGCCAACACAACAGCUGGUUGUGUAACAGCGCUGCGUUGUUUUUGUUACUUCAUACCCUCCAAGGCAGACUUCCAAAAACAUCUUCCAGCAGAAAUGGCAAUAACAAAUUCAAAUCAGUUAAUGCAACUUCUACUGCUCUUCUAUAAAUAUCAGUUUAUAAAUAAUCCGUGUUAA
This is a messenger RNA of Helobdella robusta, 1047 nucleotides long. RefSeq lists its product as hypothetical. The coding region runs from base 1 to 1047 and encodes 348 amino acids. Lineage: Eukaryota; Metazoa; Annelida; Clitellata; Rhynchobdellida; Glossiphoniidae. The record is from RefSeq and is a predicted model, not a curated record. The transcript has 3 exons.